Messenger RNA from Paramecium tetraurelia, 633 nucleotides. RefSeq lists its product as uncharacterized. The record is from RefSeq and is a predicted model, not a curated record. The transcript has 3 exons. NCBI's taxonomy places the organism in Eukaryota, Ciliophora, Oligohymenophorea, Peniculida, Parameciidae.
AUGCAGCUACGCUUGUUUACCAGUUCAGUUCAAUUAUAAUAUUAACCACAAGUAUUGUUAAUCCAGAUGCAUGGCCGAACAGAAAAGUCUUAGAGAUAUUUAACUUAUGUCUUAUCACAAGGGAAUUUAGAUUUCAUACAUCCAGCACCAUUACUGACUCAACCUUCAAUGAAUGAAUAACAUGCAGAAUCCCAUAUUAAUGUGGCUAUAGCAUCAAACACUUCUCAACUCUGCGGAUAUUUCCUUCUUUUUAUAAUUGCACAACCAUUUCCAGUUCCAAUGAAAGUGCACAUUAUAGAAUAUGCAGGGUAAUAAUUAUUCACAACUAACAGACAAGGGUAAAUCUUCACAUUUUGCCUCAGUGCAGGCACACAAUACUUCGAUUAAUCUACAUUGAGAUGCCCAAGAGCUAAUAAAUUAUCAUCACUUUUAUUAGUAGAGCAAACAGAAGAGGAUUGCUAUUAAUUCUAAUAACAAAAUAUUAUUAUAUUAUAUCUACAUCUGCAAAAGCAAUACUUAAACCACAAUAUAUUUAUAUGUUGUACAUCUGUGAAAAGUCGAGGGUACAUCUGUGCAUUUAGAAGGGGAACAACUAGUUGGUGUUUCAAUUUAGAGUGCAGUUCAAAUAUAUGA